Molecule: messenger RNA, 1275 nt
Organism: Nicotiana attenuata
Lineage: Eukaryota; Viridiplantae; Streptophyta; Magnoliopsida; Solanales; Solanaceae
Exons: 4
Coding region: 1-1275 (424 amino acids)
Source: RefSeq, a predicted model, not a curated record
AUGACUAACGGAGAGGAACAAAUUGAACCUGCUGUGACUGUUACUGCUAACACAGUUUCAGGGAUGCCAGGUCCUAGCCGUCCUACUGCACCUGCAACGGCGAUGCCACCAGCGGAAAAGCCGGGGAAAUUUUCUGGUGUUGACUUUAAGAGAUGGCAGCAAAAGAUGUUCUUUUAUCUAACCACUCUAAGUCUGCAAAGGUUCAUUCAAGAGGAUGUUCCGGUUGUGCCUGAAGGAACCCCUGACAACGAGCGCUUCCUUGUUACUGAGGCUUUGAAGCACUCUGAUUUUCUGUGCAAAAAUUACAUUUUAAGUGGGCUGGAAGAUGGCUUGUACAACGUUUAUAGCGUCAUGAAAACAUCAAGAGAAUUAUGGAAUGCUCUUGAAAAGAAGUACAAGACUGAAGAUGCUGGACUUAAGAAGUUUGUGGCCGCCAAAUUUCUGGAUUUCAAAAUGAUUGACGGUAAAUCUGUCAUAACGCAAGUCCAAGAAUUGCAAGUUAUUGUUCAUGACCUCCUUGCUGAAGGUAUGGUCAUAAAUGAAGCGUUUCAAGUUGCGGCGCUUAUUGAAAAGCCGCCUCCGCUGUGGAAGGACUUUAAGAAUUACUUGAAACAUAAGCGCAAGGAGACGACGCUUGAAGACCUUAUUGUUCGUCUACGGAUUGAAGAGGACAACAAGGCUGCUGAGAAGAAAUCUCGUGGAAAUUCAACAAUAAUGGGUGCAAAUAUUGUUGAGGAAGCUUCAACGAGUAAAAAGAGAAAGAAGUCGUCUGGAUCAACGAAUUAUCCAAGCAAGAAGAGGUUCAAAGGUAAUUGCCACAACUUUGGAAAGGUUGGAUACAAGGCUACUGAAUGUCGUGAGUUGUUUACUUCUUAUGCUCCCGCUGGACCCGAUGAGACAGUGUUUAUGGCAAACUCCGCUACUGCAAAAAUUGAAGGAACGGGCAAGGUGGCUUUGAAGAUGACUUCGGGAAAGAUUGUGACUCUAAAAGAUGUUCUUCAUGUUCCUGAAAUGCGGAAGACUUUAGUCUCAACAUCACUUCUAGUCAAGAAUGGCUUUAAGUGUGUUUUUGUUUCCGACAAGAAUCAAAGACUAUUCCAGUUCAGAAUCGAAAGGACUCCAAUUUUAGGGUUUGAAGUCGAACUUCGAUCUGAAAUUCGAAGAGAGUCAGUGGUGUUUGAAACGUUUCAGCUAGGGAUUGGGGAUGAGGAUUGUCAAGGGAGUGUAGGGUGUGAAGUUAGGAUUAUUUGGUGGUGGCGCCGCCGUGCACGGUAG